AUGGAAGACAUUUCAAAUAUAAUUGAAGACCAACGUGGGUUAUUAGACAAUUUAAAACGAACAUCUAAGAGGUUUGAUAGUAAAUCUAGGGUUCUAAAGACACGAGGUUAUGUUCAAACCAUUUUGGAAGCUAUAGAAUCAGUAUGUCAGCAGUUUACAGAUACACACUACCAUCUUAUUAGUUUAAUUCGAGAAAGGUCCAUUAGGUCAGAUGAGGUACCCUAUUUUUCUGAGGAAAUUUUUGAGGAAUUCCAAGAUUUCUUUCAAAUGUUUAAAGGAAGAUUGCUAGAUAUUAAUGCUGAGACUCAGCAACCUCAUUCGCCUAUAUUUCACUCAAGCACAUUUCACGCAUCAACAUCUAGGCAAAAUACGACAAUACCAGCUGAAGCACGAUUGCCCAAAAUUGAUAUACCGAACUUUUCUGGAGACUACCUGUCUUGGAUCUCAUAUAGAGAUAUGUUCGUAUCAUUAGUACAUAGUAAUGUGUCACUAUCAAAGAUACAGAAAUAUUAUUUCCUUAAGGGUUCUUGCUCUGGUACUCCACUAGACAUUGUUAAUGAAUAUCCAGCUUCUGAGGAAAAUUACGACUUAGCAUGGGAUGCUCUUAAUAUGCGUUAUCACAAUCAUAGGAAAAUUGUUAGCACUCUAUUAUCUAAACUGUUCUCAAUUCCGAAUUCCAAUGGUACUGCCGAAAGUAUACAGAAUAUUUUGGAUACAACACGCAAUUGUUUAGCUCUACUAAAUACUUUAGGAGUCACAAAGGAAACCUAUGAUGCAAUUAUAAUACACAUCACAGUUAAUCGCCUUGACGUUCAAACAAGAAAGGAGUGGGAACAGUCGCUUAAAGCCACAGUAGAAAUUCCUAAGAUCAGCGAACUUUUUAGUUUUUUGGAAACAUCGUUUAGGACACUUGAAUCUCUCGCUGAACCUACUCAGUCAAUUUCGCGUGUAAAGACAUACCCAAACUCUAGAAAUAAUUUUCGUAGAAAUAUCCAUAUAACAACUUCGAACGAUGAUAGCAAUUGCCCAUGCUGCAACAGACGUCAUUUCUUAUACAAAUGUUUUAAAUUUAUAUCUAUGGCAUCGAACGAAAAACGUGAACUUAUGAAAACCAAACGAAUUUGUCAUAAUUGUUUGAAUGUUGGUCACUUUAGUCGCGAAUGCCGCUCAACAGCUCGUUGCCAGACAUGCCAACAAAAACACCACACCAUAGUUCAUAAUGAAUUUACAACAUCAGCGUCUACGGACCAAAUAUCGUCUAAUAGAUCAGAGACAACAGAGAACUCUUCCAAUAUUGCAAUACACUGUAGUGCACUCGCAAAACCUCAAGUUUUAUUAGCUACAAUGCGAGUUAGUGUUAAAACAUACUAUGGAACUUUUUCCCUCAGGGCAAUGUUAGACCACUGUGCCCAAGACACACUUAUUACUGAAAAUGCAUCACAAACUUUAAGAUUACAGUCAUUUAAAACAUUUGCUCAAAUUAGUGGAGUUUGUAAAAAUAAAUCUAUUACUACUCAUAAAUAUGUAAAUUUAGUACUGCAAUCUAGAACAGAACCUAGUUUUGAAUUGAAAUGUAGUGCUCUUGUUGUACCGUCCAUCACACAUUACCAACCUAUACCAACAAAUAAGGGAAAACUUCCAAAUAUCGAUAAUUUUCAAUUAGCUGACCCAGAAUUCUUAAAUCCUGGAGAAAUUGAUUUACUACUGGGUGGAGAUGUUUAUGGUGAGAUAAUUUUACCCGAUCAAAAGAAAUUUGAAAAUAGUAUUUUCUUACAGUACACCCACUUUGGUUGGAUUGUAUCUGGACCCACUUCUAAAUUCGUUUAUAGUGACCUCAUUAAUGUGAAUAUUUGCUCAUUAGAAGAACAAUUAAAGGCCUUCUGGCUUCAAGAAGAAUUACUGGAAAAGAGAAAGAGGACAGAAGAAGAAGAACUUUGUGAAAGAUAUUUUAAAGCAACAACAACAAGAGAUAACACGGGUCGAUACAAAGUUUCUUUGCCGUUUAAAAAUAUAAUUAAAGGUGAACCAAUGCCAAUAUUUAGUAUGACUGAUUAUAGCGCACUUUCACGAUUGAAAAAUAUAGAAGCAAAAUGUAAACAAAAUCCUAAAUUUGGGGACGCUUAUUAUAAAUUUAUGACUGAAUAUGAAAACUUAGAUCACAUGAAAGCGGUUGGUGUAUAUCCCAAUGAUUUGGAAAGAAAUUGCUACUUUUUACCACACCAUGGAGUUUGGAGGGAAAGUAGUUCCACAACAAAAUUAAGAGUGGUGUUUGACGGUAGCGCUAAAAAUUGUACAAAAUCAUCAUUAAAUGAUGAAUUGGCUGCAGGGCCAGCACUUCAAAAUGAUUUACCUACUACUGUUAUACGUUGGAGACGUUUUAAAGUUGGCUUUCGAUCAGACUUAGAAAAAAUGUUUCGCCAAAUUAAUGUUAUAAAUGACCACCAAAAGUACCAACAAAUAUUGUGGCGUAAAAAUACAAAUAGUGAUAUCAAUAUCUACAAAUUAUCGACAGUUACCUACGGUACAACUUCUGCCCCUUUUCUGUCUAUGAGAGUACUGCAUCAAUUAGCAGAAGAUGAGAUUGAAAAUUAUCCAACAGCAAGUAAAGUGCUCAUCUCUGAUACUUACGUUGAUGAUAUAAUUUCAGGUGCUGAUAAUUACGAUGAAGCUAUUCUGCUACAACAACAGUUGUCCAAAAUGUUAAAAAAGGGCGGUUUUACGCUAAGAAAGUGGAUCUCUAAUGACAGACAAUUUAUUAGUAGUAUACCUAUUGAAUAUAGAGAGAUUAAGGACGUAUUUGAAAUAGAUAAAACCGACAGUGUUAAAGCUCUUGGUCUGGAAUGGAAUGUCACCACAGACUCCUUCUCUUUUAAAGUUAACUUUAAGCGUAAUGAUACAGUAACCAAAAGAAGUAUACUUUCUGAUGCUGCAAAAUUAUAUGAUCCGUUAGGGUGGCUGUCCCCAUCAACAAUUAAGGCAAAGAUAAUGUUUCAAAGGCUGUGGUUGUUAGGAGUAGACUGGAAUGACCCCCUUCCUAAACAUAUAGUAUCCGAAUGGCUAACAUAUAUGGAAAAUUUAAAAGGAUUAGAAAUUAUUAAAAUACCUAGAUGGAUCGGAUUAGUUAAAACAGCUAAACUUGAGCUACACGCAUUUAGUGAUGCGUCCACAUUAGCGUUUUCAGCCGUAGUUUAUUCUAAAGUUACUGAUGUUGAAGGUAAUUCCGUAAUAAGUCUCCUACAAGCUAAAACAAAAGUAAGUCCUCUUAAAAGACUAUCUAUUCCAAGGCUAGAAUUAUGUGGCGCUACACUUUUAGUCAAGUUAGUUAAUAAAAUCCACACAAAAUUUGAACAUAAAAUUGAUAAUAUCACUUAUUGGACUGACAAUACAACCGUUUUAUGCUGGAUAAGAGGUCAAUCUUCGAAAUGGACAGUUUACGUUGGUAAUAGAGUAGCUGAUAUUCAAAGGUUUUCAAACGCAGAGCAGUGGAAAUAUAUAGCAUCCAAUGAGAAUCCUGCCGAUUGUGCGUCCAGAGGCAUACUCCCAAGCGAUCUUGCUAAAAAUGAUAUGUGA
This is a messenger RNA of Calliphora vicina (urban bluebottle blowfly), 3570 nucleotides long. RefSeq lists its product as uncharacterized. Gene Ontology annotation, molecular function: nucleic acid binding; zinc ion binding. Bases 1 to 3570 code for a protein of 1189 amino acids. Lineage: Eukaryota; Metazoa; Arthropoda; Insecta; Diptera; Calliphoridae. The transcript has a single exon. The record is from RefSeq and is a predicted model, not a curated record.